AUGGCUAAGUUUGAUCAGACAGUCACAUUUCGUAAAGCUGAAGUGCCAGGACCCCAUCGGGCAAUUGUCUUCAUCCAUGGCGGAGCUUGGAUUGACCCGUCUAAUACGCCUCAUGAUUUCGACCAAUUAAGCAAACAUCUUCUCGAUAUAUCCAAUUCGCAACUCCCCUUCUCACUCUAUGCGGUUGAAUAUCGACUCUCUCCAGAAUACCAGCAUCCAAUUCACAUACAAGAUGUUAUAGAUAACCUGGCUCAACUUAUUCAGCAGGAACAAAUCGACGAGCUGAAUUUACUAGGUCAUUCUGUUGGUGCUACUCUCUGCUGGCAGAUACUAAGUCUUGACUCAAGCAUCGACUUCGUCGAGCCCAGUCAAUUACAGCUAGUUCGUUCAAAACUAAAACGUUGCUACUUAACAGACGGCAUAUAUUCACUGAAGGAGCUACUAAAAGAGUAUCCGAGCUAUGAUUAUUUUGUUUCCAAAGCCUUUUCUAAAGUCGACGACUAUGACGAUCCACGAGGUUCCGAAAUAGAUUCUUCCCUAAGCCCAGUAAUCUACGUCAUACAUUCGUACCAAGAUGAACUUCUUUCCUUACGACAAAGCAAUUACUUCUGUGCUGUUCUGCAAGAACUUCAACAGCCUUACCAAGUCUAUUUGGACGAUUUGGGAAAACAUAAUGAUGUCUAUGAGAAUUUGAAAUUGGCCCAAUAUGUUCUAUACACUAUGAUGCGCUAA
Molecule: messenger RNA, 732 nt
Organism: Lachancea nothofagi CBS 11611
Lineage: Eukaryota; Fungi; Ascomycota; Saccharomycetes; Saccharomycetales; Saccharomycetaceae
Source: the annotation of a GenBank genome assembly